Molecule: messenger RNA, 289 nt
Organism: Racocetra persica
Lineage: Eukaryota; Fungi; Glomeromycota; Glomeromycetes; Diversisporales; Gigasporaceae
Source: the annotation of a GenBank genome assembly
UCAACUGUGGAUGAUUAUGUAAAUAGCAAAUCUCAUCAAGAAAAUAAAACCAAGGCUAAACGAAGUUCUGUACACACAUAUCAAAGAACUUUACAAACCACAUUAAGUGCUAGUGAUAAUAGAUGGGCUAUUAUCAAGGAUUUAGUUGAAGUAAUGGAAUCAAUCCCCCAGGCAUCAACUCUUCAACAAGUUUACUUACCUGAUAUUUUUGAAAAUCAUAUGGUGAUGCUUAAAAAUUUGUUUAGUGAAAAAUCAGUUUCUAUAAUCAUGGAUGAGACAAUGGAUAGCU